AUGUUUCUCUUUGACAAAGAAGUAAAAAAAGAACCUUUGUUUCUAUUUUUGUAAAAACAAAAAUGUAGAAAUAAUUUUGUAGCCGAAAAACCAAAUUUGUAUAAAACAUCAAACAAACCAUCAAUUAUUUUAAAUAAAAAAAUUAGGGCUUCCAGUCCCAGCUUCCUCUGUCACUGGUAUAUACCCGUCGGACGUUUAUCGGGCCGACUCGGAGCUCCAUUCUGACUUGCAUAGACAGGGAAAAUUCUGGUAUUUAAAUAAAGAUUUUGUAGUUUAAAUUAUGGUGAAAUCUGCUAAGUCUCACCUUGAAGAAGAAGAUGAAGCUGACGAUUACGAUUUCUCCUCGUACAGAGGAGAAAUAGGGAAAGGAGAUGGUAAGAGCAGUGAACAGAAGGCGAAUACGCAUAGGUCAAAGCAUUCAGAGACUGAGCAACGUCGAAGGAGCAAAAUUAAUGAGAGGUUCCAGAUUUUGAGAGAUCUUAUACCUCAAAAUGAUCAGAAAAGGGAUAAAGCUUCCUUCUUGUUAGAGGUCAUAGAGUACAUUCAGUUUUUACAGGAAAAGUUACACAUGUAUGAGGGGCCAUUCCAAGGCUGGACUCAAGAGCCAACAAAAUUGACGCCAUGGAAAAAUCACCAUACUUCUGUUGAAAGUCUGGUGGAUCAUUCGCAAGUUUUGAAGAAUGGUUCUGCUCCUGAGGUGACUGCCAUGCUCACAAAUGUACACAACUCAAUCGAAUCCGAUCUGGGUGUGCAAGCACAGAUGAAUACAUUUGCUGCUGUUGGGAGGGGUGGCAUAACUGCUCAAUCUGUGCAGGAAUCUGUUUCUGAUGCUGAGAACAUGGCAUACCAACUUCAAUCACAAUUAUGGCAGGGUCAACCAUGUGCUAGUGAAUGUACCGCUCCGAGUAAUACAGUGAAUGGACAGGAGGAACAAAUGAGUAAAAGUGGAUUAGUUUCAAGUACAUUUUCUCAAGGGAUAUUGGAUAAUCUAACCCAAGCACUGCAAUCUUCGGGUGUGGAUUUAUCACAGACAAGCAUCUCAGUCCAAAUUGAUGUGAGCAAACAAGCAAAUAGUGGAGCAGCCUUUGCAGCAUCAAGCUCAAAGGAUCAAGAAAGCCUGUACCUGAACAGUCAAAUGAUGGAACAAACUGGUUUUGGAAGUUGUAUGGAAGACUCUGAUCAGGCUCGUAAGAGACUGAGAACACAAAAGAGUUAAGUGUAUUCAUUCUCAUUCCACUUUCACCUAUCUGAUUACUUGGCCUUUUGGAAAUGGUUUUGUACGAUUUUUGAUGAUGCCGUGAUCCACAGACAACCAAGUGCUGAUCAGUUGUACAUGUUUUAUGCUCCUUGAUUUGUCUGGUUGCAUGGUUGAGAUCUCCCUGAGCAGGAAAAUAAAGCAAAAAGAAAAAGAAAAGAAAAAAAAGAAAAGAAAAAAGAAAAAAAAAACGAAAUGGAAGUGAUUUUAUAUAUUCUUUUAUUGUAGCUCUCAUUUGCAGAUGGAGGCUCACAUGCACGUAAAUGAUAAGCCAAACUAGUAUCUUUCAAUGGGUUGACACAUGAAAUUCCUUUCUUCUCUUGCUGUUAUAUAAAGCUUAAGCAUUACAGUAGAAAAAAAGGCUCUAAAAUUUGAUGGUGCU
This is a messenger RNA of Ricinus communis (castor bean), 1637 nucleotides long. RefSeq names its product transcription factor BIM2. Gene Ontology annotation, molecular function: protein dimerization activity; DNA-binding transcription factor activity. Gene Ontology annotation, biological process: DNA-templated transcription. Bases 281 to 1216 code for a protein of 311 amino acids. The record is from RefSeq and is a predicted model, not a curated record. NCBI's taxonomy places the organism in Eukaryota, Viridiplantae, Streptophyta, Magnoliopsida, Malpighiales, Euphorbiaceae. The transcript has 8 exons.